This is a messenger RNA of Porites lobata, 5286 nucleotides long. Lineage: Eukaryota; Metazoa; Cnidaria; Anthozoa; Scleractinia; Poritidae. The record is from the annotation of a GenBank genome assembly.
AGAAACAGCAGCAGUGACCGCCAUUUCAGUAGUGAACGCGUCGUGGAAGGCUGUACUUGUAGAUACAUCGCAUUGAUACGGAAAGCUAGGGAGAAGACAUGCCUGUUUCUCAAAUUAGUUAUUCUGAGAAGUACUCAGAUGAUAAAUUCGAGUAUAGGUAAGUGCUUUUCCUCGAUGUGCAGCUUGCUUUGAUGUAAGGUUUUUCUGGAUCUGUUUAGAUUGAUGUUUUGAAAGCUUUUGCAAGCAUAUGAAGCUUACCAGCUGCUUACUGCACUGCGCAAACUUUUAGCGAAAAAAGCAUGAAUGCGAGAGGGUUAAAAACUAAAUAGGCUUAGACUGAACUGUGUUUGGUUAACCUUACCUUCUUGAGGUUCGAUACGUGUGAGAAAACGUAGAAAUUCGACCUUCACAAGGAGGAUAUUUUUCUUGGUUACCGUUGGACGGAGACUUUCAGAAAUGUCUGUUCCAUUCACCCUUGCUGUUUCAAGCACAAAAAUGUCUAGAAUUUUUUGUCCUAAACCGGAUCCUGUUUGCACGAUUGCAAAGCUGGGUGCGAGUGUUUGAUGUUGGAGGUGAAGAAAAUAAGACUGUAAAGAGUCCCUUUUCAGGGUUCUUCAGCACAUUUUAAUAAAAAAAAGGAGAAAAAAUUGGUGGCAAUAGAUAAGGUUUAAGGGUGUUUCUACAUUCCCUCCUAAACCACCCGUGCCUCCCCCCCCCCCUCCAUGUCGAUCCAACUCCCUUCUACUCCUUGUGAUGUCAUCAGUUUUAGAAUGAGUAUGAUUCAGUCAAAGAGGCCAGAGAAAAAGGAAAAAACCAUGUCAUGUUGACCUGAAAAUUCCCAUGAAAAUCUUGUUCCACGAUCCAUCUACCUUUCCUUUCAUGGUACAAUGUAGCCUGUUCCAGGCUCUGAGAUAGUCGGGUCCGCUGAAUUGAGAAAGCGCGAACACGAAAAUAAAACGGGAGGAAACUGGGGAGAGCAGAUGCUUUUUCCUUUUCCUCUUUUUCGCCCCACCAACUUUUCGCGUGUCUUUUUCUUUCUUGUCUUCCCCACUAUCUGAGAGCCUGGAACAGGCUAUGUACAAUGUAAUCACAAGAUCAUGAAAGCUUUCCUAAAUAUCUUUUCCCAACAAAAUGAAGCCAGAUGCACAGCAAAAGAAAAACAAUGAGGCAAGAAAAGUGAAAGAAGAUGGGAGGAGAAAAGUCAAGACUGCCAAGUCAUUUUUAAACCCAAAAACUAACGUGAAAUUCUGCUUUCUGUGCAUGCCCAAACUUUGGUAGCCUAUUCACAGACCCUCUAGUUUUUCUUUAGAGAUCCUCAAACACACAUGUAUGGAAAUAAAAACCAUGCAGGAUUUAUCGACGGCAAGUGCAAGGUAGGGGGGGGGGGAAAAGAGAAAAAAGACAAAAGAAAAUAGAGAAAGCAGUUCUUUGUAGUUCCUGUCUUUUUCAAAUUUUUGAUAAAAAGGCACGAAAGAUGUCUCUGGACAGAGGAAAAUUUUGGAAGCUAAAGUUUUGCUGCUGGAUCAGAAGGCUGGAAGUGUAUGACCCGUUAACAGCUUUGUGUUAAGUGUCAGCUUUUUAUAGCUAAACAAUGACCAGAAACCGGCUUGACUAGCUUCAAAACAUGUUUUUUUUUCUACAAAAUCUCAAGGGGAAAGUGGGUCAAACAAUGUUCUCCAACCAAUUUAGAAAAACUGUAGAUCAAAAUACUCACUUGCAACAAGCACAGUAGAGCGCUUAUUGGGAUUAUCUAUAGAAACCAACAUAUACUUAAUGACUCUGACUGGGUAGUAGAACGCUAAGAUGACGAAGCUCCUGUAAUUUGGUAUUUUAAUCUCAAGAAGCAUAUUAGCACAGUGCACAAAUUGACUUCAGAGUGACUAAUUUGCAAUGUCUGUAUGACUUUUGUCAUAAAAGUAAGAGAAACAUGACAUUGAAAUGACAAAAUGGCAAACAAAAGUGUGUCUUCGUUCUUUAAAUAGUAGCUGUGCACAGCACUGUUUGAAAUCUGUGUUUCUUCUCCAAGACAUGUGAUCCUUCCCAAAGAGCUGGCUGAACUUGUUCCCAAGACCCACUUGAUGACAGAAAGCGAGUGGCGUAACCUUGGAGUGCAGCAGUCUCCAGGAUGGAUUCAUUAUUUAAUCCAUGCACCAGGUAAAGAACAAAGUCAACUUUGCAUUGUUGUCACUUGUUGAUGGUACACUGGAACCUCUUCUUUGGGACACCUCUGUUCAAGGGACACCUCCUCAAAAUUUGGUCCUGAAAAAAAUGUUCAUAUAAUCUUUGUAUUUGUUACCUCUGUUCUUGGGACACCUCUAUUCAGGGGAAAGGGACACUGUUUCUGGGUCCCUAAACCCAGAUUCAACCUCCACUCAGGGGACAUCUUAGCAAUCAAAAGGUGACUGAUCACAAAAAUCGUUGAUAAGAUUAAAUGUUGACUAGUCACAAUGGCCACAGCUUUCAAAACAUGAACUACCGGUAUCUCACUUAAAAUCUAUGUACUGCACUUUUGGGAAUUCAACACACAACAUGGCAGAGAUAAGUUAAUCAUUUUUUCAACGUGCAAAGAAAGUGGUGUCCGAUAGCCCGGGGCUAGUGGAUUUUGCUAUCAGGCUAGUGAAUUCUGUUUUUAACUUGCCCGACAGGCAAGUGAUCUUUUUUGAGGAAUUCAAAUAACAGAAGAACUGUGAGAUCAAUUCCGCUCUUCAAAAAGCUUCUGGGGCUAACUGAAAUGACGUCUGGGCUAGUAAAUGCUAGCUUCAGCUUGCCCAAAUGGCAAGCUUUAUAAAUGAUUUUCUUUGCAACCUGUUUUUUACACAUUAUCUAGCUGUCGCAUAGAUUCUGAGGUAAAAUAAAAGACAUAUAUUUCAUUUUUUGGUUAAUUAUUAACAAACCCCAGCCCAACCCCCAUUCAGGAGACACUUGGUUUGGUCACGAGGGUGUCCCCUGAAUAAAGGAUCCACAGUAGUUAAUUGUGUCACAAGGGUAUUUAACUUUAGUCAACUGAAGGGGUGCCUGUAAAGAGGCCCCCGUUUCAAAAUUGAUUGGGCUAGCCUUAUUCUUGGAAGGAAUUUACCGUUUUUCUUUUUGUUUGUUUUUGUUUUACCUUGUAUUUGAGGGAAAUUUCCAAGGACAAGCCCCGGGGAGGGGGGGAGGGGGUGUGGGCUUAUAUUAGAGGAGGGGCAAUUUAACAGAAGGUUGUUUGCCUAUGAGUUUGGGGGGCUUAUACAUGGAGGGGCUUAUUUCCAGAAUUUUAUGGUAAGUGUUCUUGUGACUCAAACAAGCAUAUUCUUGACCAGCUACCGAUUUCAGAUUAAUGGAAAGAAAGCUUUCCUUAGGACUUUGAAGUCCUAGUUUGAUAUCCUUCAAUAACAAUGCAAUCGUAUGAAAUUUCUAUCCUACGAAAUUUCACUCUUCGAAGCUUUUCAAAGAUUGGCCGCCAAUUUGAAGGGAAUUUGCAUAUGAUCACCUUUGAUUAUAGAACUACACUCGACUUGUAGUCGAACAUAUCAUUCUGAUUACAGCAUAACUGAGCCAAUAAACUAAACAUUCCUGAUCAUUUUCACUCCUUCAUUGAUCAAAAUCCUGCGAACAUAGACGCUGAGAACUCUUAGCUUUUAUUAUAACCCUGAUGAGGUGCAGGGAGGCUAUCUUUGUUGACGAAAGUACUAUUGAUUUUCCCAUUUUUCCCCUAUUUUUUUAGUACAAAGUUUCUGAUUUUUCCUAUUUUCUCAAUCCUGAGUUUCCUAUUUUCGUAUUUUUUUGAGCAACAAUACCGCUGGACACCCUGUCCUUGAAAAGUCCUUUAAUUUUCCUCAACUUAUUUAGUGGCCUGGAAAGUAUUUUUUAAUGCUUUUUGCUUGUCCAAUAUACAUGUAAGUAUAUAAAUCAUAGCUCAGAGAAGGUAAUUGUGAUUUUACAUAAAGCGUUUUUUUGUUUUAUGCAAGAAUUAAUUAUCAAUUUAAGACAAGGGAACUGUAAAACGUAGAAAAGUUGGUGGAGCAAACAGUUCGAGCCUUAAGGUCCUGUUAGAAUAGACUGGUAAUGUGCAUUUUUGUUCAAUCUGUGGAAUUAAGCCCCGUGCAAACGGACUCAACAGUGUUGGCCAACAACUCCCAACAUUGUUGGAUGUUACAUGUUGCGUCCGUUUGCACACCCUGUUGCAUGUUGUUGGAUGUUGUUGCGUGUUGUUGCGCAAAGUUUGAAACCGGUCAAACUUUUCAGCCAACAACUCUCAACAUUUCUUUUGUUCUGUGAUCGCCGAAAAGUAGCACAACAAUGUUGAAUCCAUUUGCAAAGCUCGUCCAACAUUGUUGGAGCCACGCAUGCUUAUUACGCAUGGUUUACAAAGAUUUAUGGGCUGUAUCCUUCCCAUGAUGCACUGCAGAUCCCAGCAUUGUUGGGAGUUGUUGCAUCUGUUUGCACACCACUGCCAACACGCACGCAACAACUCCCAACAUUGUUGGCGCAACAAUGUUGGGAGUUGUUGCGUCCGUUUGCACGCAGCCUUACAUUCCUGGUAGGCGAUCCUUGAAAAUGGAAUGUGGUCCUUGAAAAGUCCUUAAAACAUCAUUACAAUUUCUUUUAUGAACCCUUUUUUUUCCUUUUUCCUUCACAGAGCCACAUGUGCUUUUGUUCAAAAGGCCUGCCAACUAAUUCUGUUGAAACAGACCAUGGCCAGAGUUUUGAAGGAUAGUGAUAUGCUAAAAAGAGAGAUGGAUAAAGGUGGAACAGACAAGAUGCCAGAGCCAACCAUACAAUAUUAUUAAUGUUUCUUUUUGCAGGCAUUAAUAUAUUGAUUGACUGUAAAGUUUUUGCAUUGUUGAAAAAAAUAUUAGCAGUUUAUAAAGUCUAUUCAUGUUUACUGCUACUUAGCAAUUUUUAUAAAGGUGCAGGAUUAGAAAAGAAAUUGGAAAUAAAAUACCAAAUAAUGGGGCAGAUUCCAUAACAAGGUGUUUCUUUAUGAAAAUUAAAUCUCUUGUGUUGAAUGGAAGGUGAAAGUAUAGGGUGCUUCAAGUCACAAUUUGAGAAAAUUACGGCAUUUUACUUUGUGAAAGCUGGGAGACAAAUAGUAUCAUGUGAAAUUAUAAUUUGUUCAAUAAAGGAUUGGAUCUUGUGUAAUUUGUGCACCCCUCAGUCGAUAUACCGUAAAAUUCCAAAUAUAAGCCCCCCAACCGGUGACGCAAAAAACCCUCCGUUAAAUCGCCCCUCCAAAUAUAAGCCCCCCUGGGAGCUUUUACUUAGAAAAUUGCCCUCAAAUACAAAGUAAAACAAAGCAAAAACGGU